AUGGCAACUUCUCAGAAUAGAACCGAGAAAUCCGAGAUAGCAAAGCACAUAUUCGACGAGGAUGGUGAUUUCCCGGCUUUUUUCAGGUUCUUCGAUUAUUUACUUCAACAGUACAACUGGCCAGGACUACGCCGCCAAGGACGGUUGACAUACAGAGGCAUUGGUGAUGCAGUGAGUCUUUUGAAGAGCUCCUCUCACGUCACGAAUAAUGAAGCGAUCCAAAAAUUGAACAACAAUAAUGGCACCGCUCCACCAAAUCCAAAUGCUUUGGAUGAUCUCAAUUUGGCGGUCAACAUGAUGAUCAUGGUGGACUGCGAUCCCCAAAAAUCACACACGCUGGGGUUCACCAUUGCCGACUACAGUCCGAAAUCAUGGAAGCCAGAAGAGACAUAUUUAGACUUUGUCAAGCGGUCCUUCCCCGCCGAUCCCAAGCCCUCGAAGAGGGUACAAUGGAGCAUAAAGGCUUGGAAGCUGAAGGAGAAACUUGGUGUGGAGUUUCGACCAACAGACGACCUCGAUAAGCACUUAUUGUAUGAUUCCAAGGACCCUCCAUGUGUAUAUCUCUUUCACCAGGUUGGGUUCUUGAAAGCUCAGCUGAAGAAGUACAAUGAAACAGAAAUGCCGUUGGACUUGAGCGUGGACGAAUGUCUCGAGAGCCUUAUUAACCCGGUUGUCAGAGGUUCACCCCCAGUACGAUUAUUGUACGAGACAAUACACUCCCUACAAUGGCUACUCUUUCACCGAGUCGAUAAUAAAUCCGACGCUGUUUUGAAGGAACUGAUUGGUGAAAAAGGCUUCGAUCCUGAAUGUGCCAAUUACGAGGGGUACAGGCGCUUAGAGGGCGACGGCUUCACGUACACGUAUUGGGGCGAGCGUAUAAGAAAACUCGAGGCGGCUCUGGCCAAACCGCCGCCGCGCACCAAGCUGGGGCGCUGGCUACAGUCGCAGACGAGUGAGAGAAACGCGCUGUUUAUCGCGCUAUUGGCAUUGUUUAUUUCAAUAUUCGUCGGACUGCUGAGCGUUAUACUGGCGGCUGUUCAGACUUGGAUCGCCUGGAUGGCAUGGAAAUAUCCCGUGAAGUGA
This is a messenger RNA of Clonostachys solani, 1083 nucleotides long. Lineage: Eukaryota; Fungi; Ascomycota; Sordariomycetes; Hypocreales; Bionectriaceae. The record is from the annotation of a GenBank genome assembly.